AUGGCCGUAAAGAGGGCUGGCUACGAGACGAUCCCCGCAUACGCCAAGCUGCAAUUCAAGCAAGAGGAUUACGCUUACUAUCUUCAAUGCCUCUCUAUUAAUAUAGGCAGGCGGUGCGCGAUAGCAGCGACCAAGACAGCGGCUACGACGGCGACAACGUCACCCAAUUCUCCUCCUCCAGCGGUAGACGUCGACCUCGGCGCCUCGAAAUCCAUCAGCCGGCUGCACGCCAGCAUCAGCUACGAUUUCGAGACGCAGCUGUUCAAUCUCAACGUGCACUCAAACAAUGGCCUCUGGGUCGAUGGAUUGUGGUAUGGCAGAGGUGCGCGGAUCGAGCUAGCGCGGAGGGUCAAGAUACAGAUAGCCACCAAGGUGUUCUGGUUCAUCAUGCCUGCUGAGCACGACAUGAUAGCGACGUCGACGAAGCAGCCAAGCAAAAAGGCGGCAAAGGCGGGUGGAAUGGGUGUAGGAGGUGCAGCAUCAGGAGCUGGAGUAGCACCAGCACCAACAACCUCCAAAUCUAACACCCACACCCCCUCCAACAUACCAACCCACCCCCAAGCUACUCACCUCACUCUCAACAACAACCUCAGACCGAAUGUCGCCUACACCACACUCAUCAAUGCUGAACUGCACGACGCAGGUGUUAAGCUAUCCGCAGGGGAAAUAUGCGAGCGGUUGAUGCACAAGUAUGAGUGGUUUUCCCAGAACAGAGACAGUGGUUGGCAGACAGCAAUUUUGUUGCACCUCGCGAGUGGGAAGCAAUACCACAAAAUGGAGGCUAGUGCGAAUCAAUACACGACGAAAUGGACAACUACGCACAUAUUCGAGACAUGGCUAGCGAAUAAGGCCCUCUCACCCCGUUCCAUCCAGCUGUCGAUUGCGGCGAACAAGACACAGCCAUCGCAUGCUAAGAACGAUGUAGCCAAAGCAGCUAAAGCUAUGGCGACGCAGAGCACAGCCGCUAUCAGCUCACUUGCACCGGAUAUGCACGUUAAUAUGAAAGUGCAGAAUCUCAAACAGCCGCAAAUGCCAAUAACAAUGAAUAACGCAGGGACAUUGUUACUUCACCCGGAUAUAUUCGGUGGGGUCAGCAAGGAGCAGCUGCAAGGGUUGCGAGUUGUGCCGUUUACUAACGUUCUCACUUUUCUACAUAACACCAUCUCUUCAAAGGCUUUCGAGAGGUUGAGUAAUGGUAAAGGACUCGGAACUGGGUUUGCAGCUAUACAGCAACAGCAAUCUAAAUCAACUACCUCGGCUGCUCGUAUACAGGCUCAGAAGAAGGCAGAAGCUGAGAGGGAGCAAAGGGAGCAGAUGGAGCAGAAGGAGCGGAAGAAGAAAGAGGAAGAAGAAGCUGCCCAACAGACACAACAAAAUAGCAUGAAUAGUCUGCUGGCUAUGCUGGCUAAUCAGAACCAAGGUCAGAUAAUGGAUGCAAAUGAUAGUGCGAGUGGUGCAGAGACAAUGGAUUUGCUUGCGAUGCUCCAACCGCAGGAUCAAGGGAGUGAGAGAGGGGAGAGUAAUGAGUUAAGUGAGAUGGAUGAAAGUAAUGAGAGUAAUUGGAGCAACUGGCCGAAUAAGAAGAUGAGGUUUUGA
This is a messenger RNA of Wallemia ichthyophaga EXF-994, 1596 nucleotides long. RefSeq names its product Pre-rRNA-processing protein FHL1. The transcript is spliced from 2 exons. Gene Ontology annotation, biological process: regulation of ribosomal protein gene transcription by RNA polymerase II. Bases 1 to 1596 code for a protein of 531 amino acids. Lineage: Eukaryota; Fungi; Basidiomycota; Wallemiomycetes; Wallemiales; Wallemiaceae. Gene Ontology annotation, molecular function: DNA-binding transcription factor activity; sequence-specific DNA binding; protein binding. Gene Ontology annotation, cellular component: nucleus. The record is from RefSeq and is a predicted model, not a curated record.